AUGUCCUUAGCCUCAACUGCCACCAUUGCAUCCGAUAUACGCAUGUCAGCACACAGCAGUGACGACGCAAAGGAUUCACCAUCGCUCAAUAUCUUCCCAAUGACGCAGCCCUGCACAUCACACUUUAUAUUCUCCUCUACACCUCCACUCGGCAUAUUCGAUCGCUUGCUGAUGCCUACGGGAGAUACUAUAGACGAAAAUGUUCAUCUAGAAUUCCUGGCUCAGAAUCCUUUACACUUGACGCCCUCGACGCAUUCUGCCACUCCUCCAGAUACAAUUGCGCAAACCAUAAUCUCGCUGGACGGCUUUGAAGGGCAUGACCACAAGUUGGCAGGGCGCAAAAGAGCGCAAACAUCCUCGCCUGAUUAUCUACAUACCCAAGGCUUAGACACAGCAGCUCUGCACCAAAUGCUCAACCAUCUCAAAAUACGCGUGGAAGCGCUAUAG
Molecule: messenger RNA, 447 nt
Organism: Wallemia ichthyophaga EXF-994
Lineage: Eukaryota; Fungi; Basidiomycota; Wallemiomycetes; Wallemiales; Wallemiaceae
Exons: 1
Coding region: 1-447 (148 amino acids)
Source: RefSeq, a predicted model, not a curated record